CUUCUGCCAGAGAAAAUUCUUCCCAUCAAUUGCAGAAAUAGCUAGCUCUUGCUCACUUUCUCUCAAACUCUUUGUUAGUUAACACUACUGCUGCUUCAUUAUUUUGUGCUGAAUCAGAAAUGGGUUCUCUUGUGGGAUUGAUGUACCACUUAUUUCGUGUCAAAAUCAUCACUCUUCUCACAGAGAAGAGGGUUCACCCUGAUCUCUUUGUUCCCGAGAUUAACGAGGUUGAUAUCUACCAGUUUGAUCCUUAUGACUUGCCAGCGCUUUCAGAAACCAAGUCCGACGACCAGGUGUGGUACUUUUUCUGUGAACCUCAUUAUAAGUAUGCCAACAGUAAACGUGCCCACCGAGCAACCGGAGGAGGGAACUGGAAAAUAACCGGUCGAGGCUGUGACGUGAAGGAUAAAGGAAGGGUGAUCGGUAAGAAAAGGACAUUGGUUUUCUGCAGACGUGGUAGUACUUCUAAGGAGAUCAAGACUGAUUGGGUUAUGCAUGAGUUCUAUAUCGAGGACAGCCCUUAUUAUGAGAAGAAUUUUGUUGUCUGUUACAUAGAAAAAACAAAAAAAAACAAGUCUAGUGUUUCAACACCCGAUGAUGGUCAACCGAGUCACAGUCUAUCUUCACAUUAUGAAAGUCGUGUUACAGAAAAUUCUUCUUCGGAGGUUGAAUCUCAGCAAACAAUGAGUCAGCAUUUGAUUUCUGAUUCUAGAAAGCAUAUUACAGAAAAUUCAUUUUUAGACGUAGAAUCUCCACCACUAUCAAGUGACGAAUUAGAGAGUGUUUACUCAAUGAUAAAUCCUCAACCACCAGACGAAUUUGAUGCAAUCAGUGGCUAUAAUUGGCUGAAUCACAGCUCGGUCUCUGCACUACAGUUGCCAAUUAAUCAGUACCACGGAUCCAAUUCCUCAUACUCAAAUGGCAUUAGUAAUGACUGUAAUCUAGGGAGCUAUGAAUUCACUGGUGGGCUUGAAGAUGUCGUGAAUUCGCAAAGGAAUGUCCAGAAUCAUUGUCCUUGCGUGUUAGAAGAUUGAGGUUGUUUGUAUCUCUUACUGUCUUUCAAGUCAGUAGAGUAGUUGUAUUAGUUGAAGUUUUUUGGUUAAAAUGUAUAUUGAUCCUUAUUUUAAGGAACUUUUGCUUCUUUAUGUAUGUUGUGCUUUAAUUAAGGAAUGGUCCGUAGUUUUUUAUAUAUUUUGUUA
Molecule: messenger RNA, 1199 nt
Organism: Pistacia vera
Lineage: Eukaryota; Viridiplantae; Streptophyta; Magnoliopsida; Sapindales; Anacardiaceae
Product: putative NAC domain-containing protein 94
Exons: 6
Coding region: 120-1034 (304 amino acids)
Biological process (GO): regulation of DNA-templated transcription
Molecular function (GO): DNA binding
Source: RefSeq, a predicted model, not a curated record